Messenger RNA from Drosophila virilis, 7357 nucleotides. RefSeq names its product diacylglycerol kinase eta. Gene Ontology annotation, molecular function: protein binding; ATP-dependent diacylglycerol kinase activity. The record is from RefSeq and is a predicted model, not a curated record. Gene Ontology annotation, biological process: intracellular signal transduction; diacylglycerol metabolic process; lipid phosphorylation. NCBI's taxonomy places the organism in Eukaryota, Metazoa, Arthropoda, Insecta, Diptera, Drosophilidae.
AUAUACGUAUAUACAAGUUGGUGUGCCAGUAUUUUUGCUAAAUGUAUUGUUAGUGCGAUAAGCGUGUUUAUUUAUGCACACCUUAGACUAAUUAAUAAAAAUUAUAAUUGAAAUUAACGUAUUUUAAAUGCAGCGCAGCAUGCUGUCAAAAAUAACAGAAGGCGUGUCAGUUACUAUCAGAAAGUAUAUGCGUGUGUCUGUGUGUUGAGAGAGAGUUGCUUUGCAGGACUGUGUAUGUGUGUGUGCGUGUUUUGGAUUUUUACAUAAGCAUCGCAGCAUGAAAAGCAGCAGCGCUGACAACGCCAGCUCAAACGGCCACCUGCGGCUACAUGUCGGCUACGCAACAAAGGGUUCCUUUAUAUAACUCUUAAGCGCGCUGCUGUUCAUGCAACGUGACAGCUAAAAGCGUACAGCGUAAAGCGUAGAGCGUGAAACGUGCAACGUAAAACUUGCUUUGCUGCAUUCGAAGGAAUUUGCACAAAGCAGCGUCAACAGCAACAACAGCAGCUAGUUAAAAAGUUUAGCUAUAAACCUGAACAAUGGCUAACUUAAAACCAAAUACACUGCACGUAGACAGCCUAAGCCCGCGACAGCGCAGCCUGAGCAGCGGGCUGAGCAGCGCCUGCAGCUCCGGCAGCAUAUCCCCGGUGCCCAUCAUACCGAUCAUAUCGAUUAGCCGGGAUGGGGAUGACUCCGAGACAGAGUCGGAAAUUGAUACGGAACCGGCUCGCAUAUUUCAUCGACGCAUGUCCACCAAUAUAAAGCGCAACAACAAUCUGGCGGCUAUUAUUAAGGAGGGCUAUUUGCUGAAGCAUGCUUGGUCCUUUCAACGCUGGCGACGUCGCUACUUUCGCUUAAAGCGCAAUCAUUUAUACUAUGCCAAGGAUUCUAAGUGCGAUGUGUUCGACGAGAUUGACCUAUCGGAAUUGUGUUAUUUCGAGUGCAGCAUAAAGAACGUAAAUCAUAGUUUUCAGAUAAUAACACCCACUCGCUCUCUGGUGCUGUGCGCCGACUCUAGACGCGACAUGGAGGAUUGGCUGGGCUCCCUAAAGACGGCAACGGCGCCGCAACGUCCGCGCGGCGAUAGCUUUCUGAUCGAUCAGCAUGAUAUACUCUCCAAUCACCAUCACUGGUAUGCGACAUCACAUGCGCGACCCACCUACUGCAAUGUGUGCCGGGAUGCGCUCUCCGGUGUCACCUCGCACGGACUAAGCUGCGAGGUGUGCAAAUGCAAGGUGCACAAACGCUGUGCGGCGAAAGCGAUAGCCAACUGCAAGUGGACAACGUUGGCCACGGUCGGCAAGGAUAUCAUUGAGCAGCCAGAUGGCAGCAUCAUAAUGCCGCAUCAAUGGAUGGAGGGCAAUCUGCCCGUGUCGGCGAUAUGUGCGGUGUGCAAGAAGACCUGCGGUUCGGUGUUGCGGCUGCAGGAUUGGCGUUGUCUCUGGUGUAGGGAUACGGUGCAUGUGGCAUGCCGGCCACAAAUGGCCAUUGCCUGUCCUAUUGGACCCGCCAAGUUGUCCGUGGUGCCGCCGACCAGCGUUCAUUCGAUUAGCACCGACGACGCAUGGGAUGUGGUCAGUCCGAAGGGCAACUUUUCGCCUCUGCUCGUCUUUGUCAACUCCAAGUCCGGCGAUAAUCAAGGCGUAAAGUUUCUGCGACGAUUCAAGCAGCUGCUUAAUCCAGCGCAGGUCUUUGACCUCAUCUCAACGGGUCCGAGUUUGGGUCUGCGGCUUUUUCGGCACUUUGAAAUGUUUCGCAUACUUGUCUGCUCCGGCGAUGGCUCCGUCGGCUGGGUGCUCAGCGAAAUAGAUCGAUUUAAUAUGCACAAACAAUGCCAAGUGGCUGUCAUGCCCCUGGGCACCGGCAACGAUCUGGCCCGGGUCUUGGGCUGGGGCUCCAGCUGCGAUGAUGACACACACUUGCCGCAAAUACUGGAGCGCUAUGAAUCGGCUAGCACUAAAAUGCUGGAUCGCUGGAGCAUUAUGGUCUUUGAAAAGGCCAUCAGUGUGCCCAAAUUACCGAAAAUGUCCAUUACCACGGAACAGGAGGCGCUGCUCACGAGCAUGGUCACUUCGGCCAAUCAUCAUCUGCGCUUCAUAGUCGAUACGAACGAUACACAAACGUUAAUCUCCUCGACGCGCUCCUUGUGCGAUACCGUUGACGAGCUGGUUUCACGCAUCUGUGCGCAUCACAAGGACGACGAGCAGUUGACCGUCAAAUGUGACAUCCUAAGGCAGAAGCUGGCCAUGCUACUGGACGCUUUGCAGGAGGAGGAGAUGGGAGCGCACAGUGGCGACGAUUUGGUAGCCACAAUACGAAGCCUAAUAUCGCGGGGUGUGUCCUCAACGAUGUCAGCGCGACCAUCCUUCCUCAGUCCGAACAUCUCUAUUGAAAAAACCGAAAAGGAUAAUAUAAAUACAAACGAGCGUCGCAAUAGUCGAUCACUGCGCUCCAGCGAAAAGGAGGCCCUUCAGAGCAGGGCCAAUAGUGUAAAGCGGGCCAUUUACAAUGUGGUGGAGCACUCGGAGCCAGGUCGACCAAAGCGCUAUCAGCGCAAGCUUUCGAUAACACCAUUUGAGGCGCUCAAAAUACCCAUAAACAAUUCUGGCGAGUCGACGCCCUGCAGCUCACCGCUGCCAAUAAUACCACCUAUUAAUAUAAUAUCGCCCACAAUGGAAACAUCGCGUCUGACCUGCAUAUCACCGCUGCCAGACACGCGACGCGAUUCGGUGGAUGAAACUUUCUUUAACAGCAUUAAUUUGCCAGCGCCGCGUCAAUUUGCGGAUAGCCGUCGCAGCUCAGGCGUUCCGGAAGUCAUACAGGAGCUGGAGGAGGGCGCUAAUGGAGAGAAAGUCUAUCACAUUAGCCGCCUCUCGCUAAGCGGUGGCGCCAAUAUUGACGAUGCUGGCAAUCGCCUAUCGCCGGGCAGUGAUGCCGGCGACAAUACGCCCACCGAGCGCAAGGUGGACUUUCUGCGUGUGCCCAUCAUGACGAGCGAACCGAUUGUGGAUCCACUCUCCGACUAUCGUCCCAUUGAGGUAUUUGAGCGCACCUACUACAUGACGCGCGAACUGGACAAGGAUAAGGAGCGCAAUGCAAGCAUUCAAAAGGAUUGCGAGAAGGAAGAUGUCGACACCAACGAGAAAUGCGAGCCACUGCAGCCACAACCCGCUCUGGUACACACUUGUAACCUGCAGGUACCCGGCGUUGUCGUAACCCCUCACUCCCAAAAUGUUUACACUAGCGCAAGCCUAACUAUCAUUGAUACCGAUGCCCAAGCGAACACUGAACAGUCUUCCUCGGAGGAUCUGGGCGGUGAGGCAAGCGAUGUGUUGUCCGCCAUUAGCAAUGAAGAAUGCAGCGUGGCUUCUGAAAUAUUCGACAAGCCCGAGCCGGGUCAUAGUCUAGGGGAUAUACUACAGAACCUGGAUGCCAGUAACUUUACACACAUUGAUUCGCCGGAAACGAGCGACGAGACGGAGGCCAUGCACGGCGAGAGUCUGAUGGAUGACAUUAGCUCUGUGCUCGGCCAUGAUAUAACCAAUGCGCUGCAGGAUAACACCAUCACGGAUGACACCACCACCCUCUGCUCCGAGCAUGCCGGGCCAAGCAAGCCCCCGCGCAAGAAAUCCAUGAGCGCGUUGACCCAAAGCAAGACGCAUCCGCGUCGUCGUAACUCCUCGCCCCCACGCAGGGCGCAACUGGCCCGCAUGGACAGCGAUGACAAUCCCCAACAAUUUGGCUUUGAGAAUAUUGUGUUUGAGAUCGAUAAUCGCUGCGAUGAUCAAAAAAUACGGGAACCGCCGCGCUACUGCAGCCUGGCGCAGUUCGUGGAAGGUAACGAUAUAGCGCGUCAGAGCUUUAAGCAGCUAAUGCUUGAUUGCAAUAGCAACAGUGACAACAACAACGACAACGACCAGGGCAACACUAACGAAGAGGCGGGCACGCCCACAAAUACAGCCCUUACAAUUGUUUAUCCAAAUCUGACAACGACAACAAUGACUACGACUAGCGAUGAACUGGAUGAACUGUCAACAGAAACAGCCAUAAAAAUCGAAAUAAACGAUACUGAACGCAGCACAAUGUGCACCGCAAUAAGCACAACAACAGCAACAACCACAAGCACAACGAAACCACUUGAAUCGGCAUUGGUCACAUCGACAUCGCCAACGAAGAGAUCGGGUCAUGGACAAGAUGUAAAGCGCAUUACUUUUGAUGAGUCGUGUAAGAAAGAAUCCUUUGAUGAUGUAAAUCCCAACUAUCCACAGAUAAGUGUUGUUGUAAGGCCGCCAACACCGUUGCGUGGCGAUUCCAUAAAACCAGCUAAAUCAUCGUCGUCGUCCAUAUUGGCGGCAUCGUCGUGUCUGCUCGGUGUGCGCACAUUGAACAGCUCGGAGAUACGACGACACUCAAGUCAUGCGCCCAGCCUAGCUGUGCGCGAAUAUGACAAGGAUAAAGAUCGCCGGCAUUCCGGCUUCAAUCCGAAUUACCUAACAUUGGAUCCGGAACAUACGCGCUUCCUCAGCAGUUCACCCGCGGCUAGUCGUAGAAUUAGCUGUGGCAGCCUCUUCAAGAAGAAACCCCAAAAAUAUAACACUAAACGCACUUAUGGACUGUUCAAUGUGCGUUUCUUUGUGGUCGCCGAACCAGACAUACGCCUGGCAACUCUGGCGCUUAUUAGGCCGCUGAUACCGCUGCCGAACGAAGCUUUGCCCAAUCUACAGACGCUCAAGGGCUCCAAGUCGAGUCUUUUUAUGGGCUCUUCACUAUUCGGGUUUGAACACUUUAGCGGCGGCGAUAAGGAUGAUAAAUCGGGCAGGGAUAAGGAGAAGACACCCACAGAGGAGGCUAAUCGCAAGCUGCCCAUUAUAAACCCUCUAGUGCGCUUGCCCAAUUGGCCAACUCUAGCCAAUGGCACUGGCUUCAUAUCUAAGUGUCUGCUCGCCAAUGCGGAUACCCUUUGCGCUGCUGUUAGCCCCUUGAUGGAUCCUGAUGAAACUCUGCUCGCUGGCUAUCAUGAGAAGUGUGUGAUGAACAAUUACUUUGGCAUUGGCAUCGAUGCCAAAAUCUCACUUGAUUUCCACAACAAGCGCGAGGAGCAUCCGGAAAAGUGCCGCUCCAGAGCACGCAACUAUAUGUGGUAUGGAGUCCUGGGCUCCAAGCAGCUGCUGCAGAAGACCUGCAAGAAUCUGGAGCAACGCGUGCAGCUGGAGUGCGAUGGCCAGCGCAUACCGUUGCCAGAGCUCCAGGGCAUUGUCAUCUUGAAUAUACCCAGCUUUAUGGGCGGCACCAAUUUCUGGGGCAACAGCACCAAGAAGGAGGAAAUAUUUCUGCAGCCCAGUUUCGAUGAUCGUGUGUUGGAGGUGGUCGCUGUCUUUGGCUCGGUGCAAAUGGCCGCCUCGCGUUUAAUUAAUCUGCAGCAUCAUCGUAUUGCCCAAUGCCAGAGCGUGCAAAUCAAUAUACUGGGUGAUGAGGAGAUACCCAUACAGGUAGAUGGGGAGGCCUGGCUGCAGCCGCCGGGCAUGAUACGCAUUCUGCACAAGAAUCGCGUGCAGAUGCUUUGCCGCAAUCGCAGCUUAGAGGUGUCGCUAAAGACCUGGCAGGAGAAGCAGCGACAGCAUAGUAUUUCCAUACAGCGUGAAACAUCCUCGACUGCCUCCGAGCAUGCCAUAUCCACGGAUGAGGUCAUAUCAGAGCGCGAAUGCUAUGUGCUGUUGAAUUUCAUAGAGGCAGUCAGUUCGCUGGUUAAGUGGGUCAAAUUCUUGAUCAUCUCGCACCCGGCGCUGCAGCAUGAUCUCUAUGAGGUGGCCUGUCGUGCCAGCGAGGCUUUGGAGUCCAUACAUCCGCAGGGCAAGCUGUUGGAGGGGCCUUCCCUACGCACCAAGCUAGUGGAGGUCAUCGAUUCGUCGCGUCAACUCUACGAUGAUGCGUGCGUGCUGCUGCGAGAUCGUGGGCAUAGUCUUAUCCUACGCGAGGACCUGGAGACCAAGCUGAGCGCCGCACUGGCCAACAUGGAAAUGGAGCUAAAGAAGUGCUCCGUACAAAAAUGCAUCGAUGGAAAACUGCGCGCCUACUUCAAUGUGCUGGCGCCCAAUGAGGAAUCCGAUGGACGCCGCAAAUCACGUCCAUUUUGGGUACGUCUGCGCUCUGGCUCCACCGCUGGCCAGCACCAGUUUAAGCCUCCACUCACAAAUACACGGGAGGCGGUCAGCAAUUGGAGCGUCAACGAGGUGGUCACCUGGCUGGAAACGAUGCAGUUAUCAGAAUAUGUUGAUAGCUUUCUUAAGAACGACAUACGCGGCAAGGAGCUGCUCACUUUGGGCAGACGUGAUCUUAAGGAUUUGGGUGUGGUUAAAGUGGGUCAUGUUAAACGCAUACUUCAAGCCAUCAAGGAUCUGAGCGAAAACUAAGCAAAGUACAAAAGGGAAUUCAGUCUAAGCCAACAGCAAACGCAAAGUGAAUAACGAACUUAAAGAGAAAUGUGUUGUGCUUGACUAGUUAAUGUUGGGGCGAGGCUGUUUAGUAUGUUAGGUAAGCGAGAUAAUUUUAUAUGAGAUAAAUGCAAACAACAAUCACUAUUUAUAGACUAGCUUAGCUAAAAAAUAAAACCCCUGUUUUUCUCUAUUUGGGGGCUGCACGACGACGCUUAGCCGUAGAGCGGGACUAAUGAAAGAAACAUUUAUCUGUAUUUAAUUCAAAAGCAAGAAAACGAAAACAAACUAAUUACCUUAAAGAAAAUCGUUACAUUCAUAUAUAUAAGUACAUAUGUAUACAUUUAUACAUAUACAACUAAAUUAUUUUUCCAUCAACAUAUAUACACACAUGCAUAAUAUAACUAUGUUUUGAGAAGACUUAUCAAUUUCAGUUUUAGUCACGUAAGCGAACUGAAUUUCAUGUUGGAAUAUGUACCUAUACAUAUAUACUCAAAAUAUAUAUGUAUGACAAAAUGCAUAAAUUAUUUAAUUGGCAGUUAAACGAAUUUAUAUGUAGAGGCACAUGCUAAAUUUAAAUAACAAAAAUGCAUUUAGUUUUAAGUACAGUUUGAAAUUCAAUUUACGCUUAGCAAAAAACUUACCUUCCCCAUCCCCGUUCCACUUCACCAUAUCCCUCCUGCCUCCUCCACCCCCCCCCCCCUCCCUUUCCACUUAACUAAGGCCCCACUUAAACAACUUAAAACAAAAAGAACUUAAAGAUUAUUCUAAAUUUAUAAGCAAUUUUCAAAUUUACAAUUGUGGCAAUAAGAAAAAGAAAACCACGCAACCUUUACAUAUGCUUAGUUAUAGUUAAAAAAUAAACUUAAUUUUAAUGUUUGUGUAGCCCACUCUAAUAUAUCCAUGCAAAUAUUAUAAGUAACAAA